CAAUCGUGUUCAACGGUCGUUGAAAGUGUUUGACGGAGAAGAAUGGAGAAAUCGGGGAAGAGAGUGUUGCUGACCUCAAACGGCGACGAAGUUUCGCAGGGUAUUGCUUUCCAUUUAGCCAAACAAGGAUGCAGGUUGGUUUUGAUGGGAGAUGAGGCCUGCUUGCUGAGCAUAGCCAACAAAAUCAUGAGUUCCCUCAACCUCAGAGGUUCUGAUCCUGUGGUCCAGGUCGUUGGUUUGGACAUGGAGGGUGAAUCCGAAUCCGUUUUUCAUGACUCUGUUGACAAGGCAUGUCAGAUAUUGGGCAAAUUGGAUGCUUUUGUUAACUGUUACACUUAUGAAGGAAAGAUGCAAGAGCAUCUUGAGUUGGCUGAGAAUGAGUUCAAGAAAAUAGUGAAGAUCAAUUUUAUGGCUUUAUGGUUUUUGUUAAAAGCUGUUGGCCAAAGGAUGCGGAACUUCAAGACAGGAGGUUCCAUUGUAUUCUUAACAUCUAUAAUAGGUUCUGAAAGAGGGCUUUAUCCAGGAGCUACUGCAUAUGCCUCAGCUUUGGCCGGAGUGCAGCAGUUAGUUAGGGCAUCGGCUUUGGAGAUAGGAAAGUACCAGAUCAGAGUUAAUGCUAUUGCAAGGGGCCUGCACCUGCUUGAUGAAUUCCCAUUAUCUGUGGGAAGGGAAAGGGCAGAGAAGUUGGUGAAGGAGGCAGCGCCACUUGAACGAUGGCUUGAUGUUAAGAAUGAUCUGGCUUCUACAGUUAUCUAUCUAAUCAGUGAUGGAUCAUGCUACAUGACAGGAACAACCAUAUUUGUUGAUGGGGCACAGUCUAUAACCAGGCCUCGUAUGCGUUCCUUUUUGUGAUUUUUCCUCACAAUAUGAGCAGCUAGAUAGAACUGAAAGGAAUCUUGCAAGGGAUGUUCUACCACACAUUUCUUGAAAUGACAUCAUUUGUGAAAAAGAAAGUCAUAUUUGGUGGGUUUAGCUACAAUGUUGGUGUAUCAUUAGAUAUAUAAUUUAUCGAAUAAAUAUCAAGUUGGAGCUUUACUAAACAA
Molecule: messenger RNA, 1043 nt
Organism: Gastrolobium bilobum
Lineage: Eukaryota; Viridiplantae; Streptophyta; Magnoliopsida; Fabales; Fabaceae
Exons: 4
Coding region: 43-852 (269 amino acids)
Source: RefSeq, a predicted model, not a curated record